Ruditapes philippinarum (Manila clam) is the source of this 1804-nucleotide messenger RNA. RefSeq lists its product as uncharacterized. Bases 221 to 1804 code for a protein of 527 amino acids. The transcript has 3 exons. Lineage: Eukaryota; Metazoa; Mollusca; Bivalvia; Venerida; Veneridae. The record is from RefSeq and is a predicted model, not a curated record. Gene Ontology annotation, molecular function: ubiquitin-protein transferase activity. Gene Ontology annotation, biological process: positive regulation of DNA-templated transcription. Gene Ontology annotation, cellular component: chromatin; nucleoplasm.
UUUCAUUUGCAAACUUAGUAGUGUGAACCGGCAAAAUUUGAGAUAAUAAUUUCACAUAGAAAGGAAUAAGUUAAAUAUCAUAAUAGUUGUAACACUUCAGAACUGUGAUUAAAUGUUGUUGUAAUAAUAAUGUUUUAAAAUGACUCUGAAACGAAAAUGAGACAGCUUUAUUGGUGAAUAGAUCAGUUCAGAUUACACAUAUGGAUAAAAUUUCUACAAAAUGGCCACAAGUGAACAUAUAGAUAAGGAUGUUCUUUCCGAUGAAAUAUUUGAUGUAUUAUGUUCAAUGUGUAAAAACAAAGGGAAAAACACUGAAGGUGAAAAAUUCUGUGUAGACUGUAAGGAUUAUUUCUGUAUAACUUGUGUUCAAGUACAUGGUCAAGUGCCUCUGUGUGCUGGUCACAAGGUGUUGGAUAAAUCUCAAGUUAAAUCAGGAACCAGCAAAGGUCUGCCGAGGGCACCAACAGAGAGAUGUGACAGACACAGUCAUAAACACAUUGAUAUGUACUUUCAAAACCACGAUAAUGUUGGAUGUUCUACAUGUAUGGUAGUUGAUCAUAGAUUAUGCAAGGACACAUUCUACAUACCAGAAUUUAUUCAAAACAAUACUUACCAAGUUGCAUCCAGUGAAAUUCAAACAAAACUCAAGAACAUUGCCAAGACCCUUGCUAAACAAGCUGAUAAAUUUAAACAGGAUAAACAAAAGCUGCUAGAGAGGAAAGCAGAAAUACUGUCAACUAUUAGCAAAUUCCGGCAAGAAAUCAAUGACCAUCUUGACAAGCUGGAGAAAAGUUCUAUUGAUGAGAUAGAAGAUAAAGUCAAAAGUCUUGAAGACAAACAAAUUGCAGAGGAUGCUGCAAAUGUUGCUAACAAAUAUAUAGAAGAUGCAAAAUUUAAAAGUCCUGUGGAAGGCAUAGAUUUUCAACCUGAUAGAACAAUUGUUACACAGUUAGAACAAAAGAAGACAAUAGGCUUACUAUCAGAGAAACUUACUAAGACUACUGGCCCUUUAUUUCAGAUUAAAGGAAAUCAAUCAUAUAAUGUAAAAGUUAGUACUGAUAAAACCAGUUGUAAUAUCAGCAGUGCCUGCUGUAUGGAUGACGGUACAAUAAUUAUAGCUGAUAACAAUAACAAAAAGCUUAAACGGUUGCACAGUUAUAACUAUACUGUCACAGACGACUAUGAUCUACCUAGAAGUCUAUGGCAAGUAUGUAUGAUCAAUAAUGCACAAGUAGCAGUAACUGUUUCAUCACAAAAAGAAGUUCAUUUCAUUUCUCUAGAAAGAAAAAUGAAAACAACAAAUAAGAUAAACACUGGUUUUGACUGUUAUGGUCUUGCAUUUGCAAACACUAAUUUAUAUAUUUCAGAUGAAUACACAUCAGUUUAUAUGUAUACAUUAUCUGGCAGGAAGCUUAAUCAGUUCAGUAGGGAUCAGUCCGGACAUAAACUGUUCUCUGACAUACGCAGUAUAGCUGUCAGUAAGGAUGCUACGAGGAUUUAUGUUGCUGACCUCUAUAAUGGAUUGAUAGUACUGGACAACAAUGGUCAGGUUAUUACACCAUUAAAUGAUGCACAAUUAAAUGGGGCAAGGUGUUGUUAUCUCACUGAAGCAGGUAGUGUGCUGGUAUCUGAAUAUGGCUCCAAUAACGUUUUACAGUUUACAAGUGAUGGUGAGCUGAUAGGAGAGGUUGUAAAAGCUGAUAGUAGAAAAAAGGGAAUUAUGACAGUCUGUUGUAGUCAACAUAUGACUAGGAUGUAUAUAUACAGAUACAAAGAUGACAACAUUGAAGUGUAUAAUAUCUGA